AUGGCUGGGCCGGCGGUGGCGCUCUUGACGCGCUCAGAGGCAGCACUCCUCCUGGCAACACAGAAGCAGGAAAGAGAGGCCGUCCAGUCCCUGCACACUCUGAACGACCAGAUCUCGGACUUCGUGGUGGACAAGGCCAAGGUGCUCAGCGAAGACGAGGGCCAGGCCUUCCUCCCCGAUGAGAAGGACACCCUCCAGAACUCCAUGUCGCUCAUGAGGGACCUCUUGACCGACGCCCAGGCCAAGAUCCUGCGCAUGAUGGAGGGCAACCAGCAGCUGGCUCUGCGCAUGGACUGCGCCUUGCAGGCGGCCGGGCAGGAGGUCAGCGCCCUCAGGGCCGAGCUCAGCGCCACCAGCAGGAGACUGGCCGAGAUCAGCACCACCACCAGCACCACCAACGCCUCCCCUCCCUUGGAGACUGGCAGCAGCAACCCAGACAUGGCUGACAACCAGGGGCAGACCCAGGCACAGGCACAGCAGCAGCCCAGCCUACAAGGUAAGGCCAAUAAUGGGACUCCUCCAGAGGAGAGGGAGGAGGGAGGGAUUGGGCCCUCUAUCAUUCUCAUUGAAUGUCACUUACUCAUGAGUAAGCCCACCCAAAAGAAUGGGGAUCGGGGCCUCCAUUGGGCAUCUAUUAGUAUUGAUUGA
Messenger RNA from Anolis sagrei ordinatus, 648 nucleotides. NCBI's taxonomy places the organism in Eukaryota, Metazoa, Chordata, Lepidosauria, Squamata, Anolidae. The record is from RefSeq and is a predicted model, not a curated record.